Messenger RNA from Salvia splendens (bonfire salvia), 1076 nucleotides. RefSeq lists its product as uncharacterized. The record is from RefSeq and is a predicted model, not a curated record. Bases 160 to 939 code for a protein of 259 amino acids. The transcript has a single exon. NCBI's taxonomy places the organism in Eukaryota, Viridiplantae, Streptophyta, Magnoliopsida, Lamiales, Lamiaceae.
UUAAAGAAAGAUCCAUCUGCAAACGACAUAACAUUCUUGGCUGACUUUGAGGAUGCCUUGGAAACAUGUUCACAUUCUAUUAGUACAUCCCAAACUUGGACUUGAUAUAAGGGGAUCAGCAGCGGCAUCAUUUGCAACAACAACAAGAAAAAGAAGAAAAUGGGCAAGAUUGAGGCCGAACCUCAUAUCACUCACUUCAGCCACCCUCAUCAUCCAUUAAACCUCAAAUCCAUCAACAUCUCCGAUCCAAACACAACCAAAUGCUCGGCCUGCCAGAAACCAGCCUCGGGCCUCGCCUACAGCUGCGACUCCUGCAGCUACACCCUCCACAAAAUCUGCUCCGAGAUGCCCGAGAAACUCAACCACAAGGCUGACAAGAAGCACAGCCUGACCCUGCUCCCGUCCCCCGCUUACUCAACCGGAACCUUCCACUGCAACGCGUGCGGCAUGGCUGGCACGAGCUUCUGCUAUCACUGCGGAGAGUGCGAGCUCGACUUGCAUCCGGCGUGCGCGUUCACGCGCUCCUCGGUGAAGGGGGGAGCCCAUCACCACCCCCUCCAGCUCUGCUUCGAGCCUCCCUAUCCAGACAAGGCCUUCGUAUGCGACGUCUGCGGCAGGUCCGGGUCGAACCACUGGCUCUACCGGUGCGAGGAGUGCGAGGAGUAUUCUAAAUCGAGAAGUGUCAGAAGCCAACAAGGAGUUGCUGUUGCAAGUCCAGCAGCGAUGUAUGAUCAGCAGUGCGAAGCAUGGCAUCAGCUGCAGAGAUAUAAUACUGCACCGCCGGUGGUCUAUGCGGCGCCGAGUUACGUGCAGGUGCAACAGCCGACGAGGAGGAACGACACCGUGCACAACGUUGUCAACAGUGUGAUUGAAGGUUUAUUUGAAGGAGCGGCUAAUCAAAUUGGGAAUGCUUUGAUACAAGGUGCAAUGGGUAAUUGAUUACUCAUUAGUCUAUCUCUAUUCACGUCGGGUUUUUUUUGGCAUGUUUUUUUGUUAUCUGCUUAUGUAUAAUUUCAAAUCAAACACCAACCUUUCCUUGUUCGUUUUAAGAGAUUUCGGAAAAAGGAAUUUUGGAA